UCACCUCGAGGCGGCGCUCGGCACCGGUGAGGCCCAGGGUGAGGCGGUCAAGAUAGACCGCUGGAGAGGCCGAAAGAGACACCGAAGGCCAGCGGGGGAUACAGGGACUGGAGGCUGCUCUCGUGGGGCCAGAGGGAACCGUGGUCUUCCUCCGUGGGCGGCGACCCCCACCGACGCGACGAGACAGGAGCAGCCACAAGUCUAGACCACAAUUUGAACACCCUGCCAGGCGCACGCGCGAUGUGAAACAGAUUCCGGAGUCUCGCGGGAUCUUCCCGUUCUCAGCCUCUCAGCCUCACGCCUGCGCAAGUGGCACAGCGGGCCGUGGCCGGGCACUUGGGCCAUGGGGUUGACCCGCGUGAGGGCCGUGUUCUUCGACCUGGACAACACACUCAUCGACACGGCCGGAGCGAGCCGGAGGGGCAUGUCAGAGGUAAUAAAGCUAUUACAAUCAAAAUAUCAUUAUAAAGAAGAAGCUGAAAUCAUCUGUGAUAAAGUACAAGUUAAACUCAGCAAAGAAUCCUUUCAUCCUUACAAUAUGUGCAUUACAGACCUAAGGACUUCCCACUGGGAAGAAGCAAUCCGGGAAACAAAAGGUGGUAAGGACAACAGGAGAUUGGCUGAGGAAUGUUAUUUCUUGUGGAAGUCUACUCGUCUACAGCAUAUGACCCUAGCUGAAGAUGUCAAAGCCAUGCUCACAGAACUUCGAAAGGAGGUCCGCCUACUCUUGUUAACAAAUGGUGACAGACAGACACAGCGGGAAAAGAUCGAGGCUUGUGCCUGUCAGUCCUACUUUGAUGCUAUUGUUGUAGGUGGAGAGCAGAAAGAGGAGAAACCAGCACCUUCCAUAUUUUAUCACUGUUGUGAUCUCCUUGGAGUACAGCCUGGGGACUGUGUGAUGGUUGGCGACACACUAGAAACUGAUAUACAAGGAGGUCUCAAUGCAGGGCUGAAAGCUACAGUCUGGAUAAACAAGAGUGGAAACAUGCCUCUGACAUCCCCCAUUCCACAUUAUAUAGUUUCUUCUGUGUUAGAAUUACCUGCUCUCUUACAGAAUAUCGAUUGUAAAGUCAGUUUGUCUAUUUGAAGCACAUAAAAAGGCGCAAUUCCAAACUUUAGAGUAUUUCCAGGGUUGAAGCUAAGAUGAGUUAAGCCAUUCUGAAAUAAUUUGAUUUAGGAUUUAAUAGCCAAUUUGUGAGGGUCUUCCCAACCCCAUUGCUUUUUACAACUAAUCAUUGAAUUGUAGUUAUAUCUGAAAAUCCAGAUUAUGUUAAUACAGGUUACUUUUAGUGCUGUAGUUCAAAAAACUGGAGGAAAUACAUCAUUUUUUUAGUCUGUAAUUUGAGAUUUUAAAAAAUUGUUUUUGUGGGGUUUUGUUUGUUUGUUUGUUUGUUUGUUUUGGUACCAGGGAUCAAACUCAGGACUUUGCGCUUGUGAGGCAGGUGCAGGCACCACUGAGCCAAAUCCCUGGCCCAAAAAAUUGUAUUUUUAAUCAUUUAGUACUUUGGCUCUAUGGUACAAAGCAGGAUAGCUUACACCUGGAUAUGCAAAUGCAGGUUGUAUGGCUUAAAAA
Heterocephalus glaber (naked mole-rat) is the source of this 1573-nucleotide messenger RNA. It is a transcript of the gene Nanp, whose product is annotated as N-acetylneuraminic acid phosphatase. Lineage: Eukaryota; Metazoa; Chordata; Mammalia; Rodentia; Bathyergidae. Gene Ontology annotation, molecular function: N-acylneuraminate-9-phosphatase activity. Gene Ontology annotation, biological process: N-acetylneuraminate biosynthetic process; dephosphorylation. The record is from RefSeq and is a predicted model, not a curated record.